Molecule: messenger RNA, 326 nt
Organism: Rubroshorea leprosula
Lineage: Eukaryota; Viridiplantae; Streptophyta; Magnoliopsida; Malvales; Dipterocarpaceae
Source: the annotation of a GenBank genome assembly
GCAAAUUUGUUUUCAUUAGUUUCACAGCACCAUCGCCAUAUUGUACUAGUCUUCAUCGCCAUGCUUUGCCACUUGAAGUAUGGUCUAUUCAUAUUCUUUGCAUUUUGGGUGGUUGCCAUUUCGUGGUCCAUCAAUAAGUAUUUACUGGAGGCAAAGGAAGUGCCAAUUGAAGAAAUGACCACUGUGUGGCAGGAGCACAAGAACUGGGGCAAGUCCUUUGUAGAAAAACAACAUUGCAGCCCCGCCUUCCUUGACCUAUAGCAGAAUCACUGCAACCUUGCCUUCAUUCUACCAAUGCCCACGGCGACUAAAUCUUGAAAUCUAAG